AUGUGGAGGCUCAAGAUUGGAGCAGAGACGGUGGGGGACGGCGAUGGGGCAUGGAUGAGGAGCGUGAACGGUCACGUCGGCCGCCAGGUAUGGGAGUUCUGCCCGGAGUUAGGGUCACCUGAAGAGCUCUCUCUGGUGGAGAAUGCUCGUCGGGAGUUCACCAAUCAUCGCUUUGAGAAGAAGCACAGUGCAGAUCGCUUGAUGAGAAUCCAGUUUGCAAAAGAGAACCUGUAUUCUGUGAAUCUACCACAAAUUAAAGUUAAAGCAUCUGAAGAUGUGACAGAUGAGGUAGUGACUACCACAUUACAAAGGGCUGUUAAUUUCUACUCAACAAUCCAGGCAGACGAUGGACAUUGGCCAGGAGAUUAUGGGGGUCCUUUGUUUCUGCUUCCUGGUUUGAUUAUAACUCUGCAUAUUACUGGAGCUCUCAAUGCUGUCUUAUCAAGAGAACAUCAACAUGAGAUGUGCAGAUAUCUUUACAACCACCAGAAUAGAGAUGGUGGAUGGGGUCUUCAUAUUGAGGGCCCAAGCACCAUGUUUGGUACUGCCCUGAACUAUGUCACUUUGAGGUUGCUUGGUGAAGGAAUUGAGGGUGGAGAGGGUGCAAUAGAAAAUGGAAGGAAAUGGAUCUUGGACCAUGGUGGUGCUACUGCAAUUACUUCAUGGGGGAAAAUGUGGCUUUCGGUACUUGGAGUGUAUGAAUGGACUGGGAAUAAUCCACUGCCUCCAGAAGUAUGGCUAUGUCCUUACCUUCUGCCUAUGCAUCCAGGAAGAAUGUGGUGUCAUUGCCGAAUGGUGUAUCUGCCUAUGUCAUAUUUAUAUGGGAGGAGGUUUGUUGGUCCGAUCACACCCACAGUUCUAUCUUUGAGAAAGGAGCUUUAUACAGUUCCUUACCAUGAAGUAGAUUGGAACAAAGCUCGCAGUACAUGUGCCAAGGAAGAUCUGUACUACCCACAUCCACUGGUUCAAGAUGUUCUCUGGUCAUCUCUUUACUAUGCAUAUGAGCCUACAUUUAUGCGUUGGCCUGCUAGAAGGUUAAGAGAGAAAGCUCUGCGGACUGUAAUGCAGCAUAUCCACUAUGAAGAUGAGAAUACACGUUAUAUAUGCAUAGGCCCUGUUAACAAGGUGUUGAAUAUGCUCUGUUGCUGGGUGGAAGAUCCACAAUCGGAGGCAUUCAAACUGCAUAUUCCAAGAAUAUAUGAUUAUUUGUGGCUUGCUGAGGAUGGCAUGAAAAUGCAGGGUUAUAAUGGAAGUCAAUUAUGGGAUUCUGCAUUUGCUGUUCAAGCAAUUAUUUCAACAGACCUUGUUGAAGAGUACGGUCUUAGUCUGAAAAGAGCACACAAGUACUUAAAAGAUUCUCAGGUUUUAGAAGACUGUCCUGGGGACCUUAGUUUCUGGUAUCGUCACAUCUCUAAAGGUGCCUGGCCAUUCUCAACUGCAGAUCAUGGAUGGCCCAUUUCUGAUUGCACAGCAGAAGGAUUGAAGGCUGCUCUGUUAUUAUCAACUUUUCCAUCAGAAAUAGUUGGGGAACCUUUGGAUGCGGAGCGGGUAUAUGACUCUGUCAAUGUUAUCCUGUCAUUACAGAAUGCUGAUGGUGGGUUUGCAACAUAUGAAUUGACAAGAUCCUACCAGUGGUUGGAGUUUAUCAACCCCGCUGAAACAUUUGGUGACAUUGUGAUUGACUACCCAUAUGUUGAAUGUACUUCGGCAGCAAUUCAAGCUUUAAGCUCAUUCAAAAGGUUCUAUCCUACACAUAGGAGGGAAGAAGUAGAUAAUUGUAUAGCUAAAGCUGGCGAAUUCAUUGAAAGGAUCCAAGAAGAAAACGGCUCUUGGUAUGGAUCCUGGGGAGUCUGCUUCACUUAUGGUGGUUGGUUUGGAAUAAAGGGGCUUGUAGCAGCUGGGAAGACUUAUACUAAUUGCCACAGCCUUCGUAAGGCUUGUGCAUAUCUGUUGUCCAAAGAGCUUAGAACAGGUGGCUGGGGAGAGAGUUACCUAUCAUGUCAAAACAAGGUGUAUACAAAUCUGAAGGGUGACAAGCCACAUAUUGUCAAUACUGGGUGGGCUAUGUUGGCCCUCAUUGAAGCUGGGCAGGCCGAAAGAGAUCCAACACCUUUGCACCGUGCAGCGAAGAUAUUAGUGAAUUCUCAGAUGGAAAAUGGAGAUUUUCCUCAAGAGGAGAUCAUGGGUGUCUUUAACAAAAAUUGUAUGAUUAGUUAUUCUGCAUAUCGCAACAUUUUCCCCAUAUGGGCUCUUGGAGAAUAUCGUCACCGGGUAUUACGAUCUCUUUGAAUUAUGUCAAGAGUUACUAUUUCUUUCAAGACUUCUCUCCGGAUAAUGAAAUAUCGAUCAUGUAUUGAUGCUGAUAGUGCCAAACCGGUAAUUAUAAAUCCCCUAUAAAAUUUGUUUUAGUUGUUCAAAUCUCUCAUUUAUGGUUUUCAAAGGUUAGAAUAUUUGAAAUUUGUCAUAUGGAUUUAUCCCAUGGUGUAAUGCUCGUUCAUGGAUUUGAAGUUAUUCUCAGUAAGCCGCUCUGGCCUUUCUAGUUUA
Messenger RNA from Tripterygium wilfordii, 2544 nucleotides. Its product is annotated as cycloartenol synthase-like. Lineage: Eukaryota; Viridiplantae; Streptophyta; Magnoliopsida; Celastrales; Celastraceae. The coding region runs from base 1 to 2289 and encodes 762 amino acids. Gene Ontology annotation, molecular function: intramolecular transferase activity. Gene Ontology annotation, biological process: triterpenoid biosynthetic process. The transcript has 18 exons. Gene Ontology annotation, cellular component: lipid droplet. The record is from RefSeq and is a predicted model, not a curated record.